Thyridium curvatum is the source of this 1140-nucleotide messenger RNA. RefSeq lists its product as uncharacterized. NCBI's taxonomy places the organism in Eukaryota, Fungi, Ascomycota, Sordariomycetes, Thyridiales, Thyridiaceae. The transcript is spliced from 3 exons. The record is from RefSeq and is a predicted model, not a curated record. The coding region runs from base 1 to 1140 and encodes 379 amino acids.
AUGACAUCCGGCGCAAAAUUCAGAGACGCAGACGGCGGCGUUUAUCUAGCUGAACGAUUUGGCCCGACACUGUUUCCACUGAAGCUUGACGACCCAGCUUGUGGACAAACAGUCGCACAGUCAAGAUGCGCGGGAUUUAUUCAUGGCAAUUCCUUCGCGAACUUUUCCCUCCCGGGCCCAAAUUUACAGACAAGGAUUUACCUGACCUUUCUAGCAAGGCGAGUGUGGCAGCUGAACCGGGCUAUCCCAGGUUGUAGGCGAGAGGAGAGGCGUCUGGCUGACAUUUCCAUGCCUGAAAAGGUUUUUGUGAUCACAGGCGGUGCUGUGGGAAUCGGAUUCGAAACUGCCAAGCUGGUCUAUGCCAAGAGUGGAAAUGUCUACAUUGCAGGGCGCAAUAGACCUAGAAUGGAAGAGGCUAUUGCUGCUCUCAAGCAGGAGUAUCCAGAGUCGCAGGGUCGACUCGGCUUCUUUAGCCUCGACCUCGCUGAUCUCGCUACGAUUAAGCCCGCUGUCGCGGAAUUCAUAGCUAAGGAAAAUAGGCUGGAUGUUUUAUUCUGCAAUGCAGGUGUCAUGGUUCCGCCAGCAGGGAGCAAGACAGUCCAGGGCUACGAACAACAGCUGGGGACGGCCGCUGCAGAAGCCCCAGGGGCAGUCCGUGUCGUCUGGGUGUCCUCUUCUGCGACGCACACCGGUCCUCCUGGAGGGAUCUUCUGGGAUGACAUGAACAAUGACUCCGGCAAGGCCUCGCAGCUCGACUUGUACUCCCAAUCCAAAGUCGGCAUGUCAUUUCUCGCCUCAGAAUACGCGCGCCGAAACAAGCGCGCGGGCAUUGUCUCGGUAGUUAUUAACCCUGGCCACUUGAAGACCGACCUCAUGCGGCACAUGUCAUCUUUGAUGGUGUGGAUCAUGAACACCUGCUUCUUGUACGAUCCUGUAUACGGUGCUUACACGGAAAUUUUUGCCGGGCUUAGUCGAGAUGUGAGGGUCGAGGACGGCGGCCGUUACAUAAUGCCCUGGGGACGAUUUGGUCUUUUCAAGGAUGACGUGGCAGCUGCGAUGAAGUCAAAGGCAGAGGGGGGCAGCGGAGGUGCUGAGAGAUUCUGGGGCUUCUGUGAAGCAGCCACAAAGUCGUAUCAAUGA